AUGAAUAUUCAACGCCAAUUUCCCGAUGUUCAUUGGAUAUGGGGCGGAGGCAUCUCCUUUGUUUACGAAGUCCACCCUCGUAUCGUGGUCAAAAUCCCAAAAUCUGGUGACUUUGAGAAGCAACAAUUCCUCAAAGAGCUUGAGAUAUAUCAAAUUUUCUCGCAAAAUCAGCCUUGUCCCUCGAUUGUACAAUGCUUCCAUUUUUCUGAUACUGGUUUCUUCCUUGAGUACAUGAGAGAUACGUCACUUUCUUCUAGAAUCCAAAACAACCAUACCCGAGAGCGGCAAAGUAUGGUUGUUACUUCGGUGGAAAGGUUAGAGCCUCUUCAACUCCGAUUGGAAUGGAUGAACGACCUCGCCCAAGCUGUCACUUUCCUGGAAUCCCUCAAUCUUGCUCAUGGUGAUUUACGACCUGAAAAUGUUUUGCUUGAUCGCGACCGACUCAAGCUAUCUGACUUUGAUUGCACCGCCAAAAUCGGAACCAAUUAUGAAGCUUGUAUGGCUCCAUAUGGCAGAGUGCUUAAUCAUGAGGAAUCGGACCAAGGAGAAUGUGGAACUUUUGGUCUUCUUGGCUCUCGAACAGAACAGUUUGCUGUUGGUUCAUUAUUCUACCAGAUCAAUUACGGAUUUGAGGUUUAUGGCGAUUGUUGCCUUGCCAAUGAUCCUUACGAACAUGGUCCAAAGGUUGUGGAAUUACUACAAGAUAAGAAAUUUCCGAAAUUAGAUGGCAUUCCUCUUAUUGACAAUGUCAUCCAACGAUGUUGGCAUAAUAAAUAUGUCAAAGUAUCGGAACUAGCUGCGGAUACAAAGACACUUCUGAACCAGAUUGAUGCAAUGGAAAGUAAGGGAAGCAGACUCAUGGAAAGCAACGAAGAGGCAACUCCCAUCGCUACACUCUUUAACAGGCGAUGGUAUAUGAUUAUUGGUCGCUUGGUUCACGGCAUAUUUAAUGGCCUGGGGGGAUGGUGGAAGCUCUUAUUUCACAACUUCCAGGGCAGCACGAGAAUCGCUAAUCGAUCUAGCGACGAUAGUUGUGGUGCUAUGGAUCAAAGCCACUUGGAAGAGGAUUUCGUUUGGAAACGAGAGUUUUGUCAGGAUCUAGAGAAACGGGGAUUACUUGAGAGCCUUUUUAAGGGGAAGCCUGAGGAUAUUGGAUUCACCCUUCAUUGGUAUAGGCACAGUCUUUCAGGUUGA
This is a messenger RNA of Penicillium malachiteum, 1194 nucleotides long. RefSeq lists its product as uncharacterized. Lineage: Eukaryota; Fungi; Ascomycota; Eurotiomycetes; Eurotiales; Aspergillaceae. Gene Ontology annotation, biological process: peptidyl-serine phosphorylation; peptidyl-threonine phosphorylation. The record is from RefSeq and is a predicted model, not a curated record. Gene Ontology annotation, molecular function: ATP binding; protein serine/threonine kinase activity. The coding region runs from base 1 to 1194 and encodes 397 amino acids. The transcript is spliced from 2 exons.